CUCGGCGACCAGGUGACAGUAAUUUAUUAUUUAGUGACAGCACAAUGGACCAAGUGUAAUGAUGGACAUGUAUGCUCAGCUUCCCCAACCUAGAUGACCUAGUCCUAGUCCGAGUCGUUACACUUACAGACAGUAGAUCUACAUGUCACCGUCCACAGCAUUUUACUUGAAUGAAUGUUUUCUCUCCAGUCUCCAGCUAGCUGGCUCGUAUUUCAUCAUCCACAAAUACAUGGCAGCAGCUUGCCAAGAAACGCGGAUUAGAAUCGACUAGCGGGUUGAAAGAUGCAACGUAUCUAUGCAGUGCUAAUAGUUGCGUGGAGAACGAGCGACGCCGAGCUGCAAUGUUCCAUUUGACCUUUCUGGGAGCGUCUAUUCUCAGAUAUCUGGAGAGCCGGUGCCGGAAUGACGGCGAAGCGGACUCGACCGAUUGCGGGCGCGGGGGAGAGCGUGCAGUGGCCGUGAAGUCGACACAAAUUCAAUGUACGGGGCUAGGAGAGCCGUGUGACAGCGAUGUGAUUUCAUCUGAACAUGCUGCGUCGCAAGCAGGUGGGCAAGCCAGUGCUGAUGGUCAGUCGGCCACUAGGUGCAGAGCUGGGACGAGGCUGGGAAGAGGACGCAGGUUCGUGCGGACCAGCAUAAAUAACACAGACUGGGACGUUCCUGAUAGCUACGGAAAUCUCAAGUUAGUGGGAGCUGGCUCCUAUGGCCAAGUAUGCUCUGCGAUCAAUCACUCCACAAGCGAAACUAUUGCCAUCAAGAAGCUAUAUCGGCCGCUCGACUCCAAACUGCACAGCAAGCGUGCUCACAGAGAGCUUCAGCUGCUCGCUCACCUGCGCAGUGACCAGUCAAAUGUGAUUCGCCUGUUGGACGUCUUCACACCAAAUCAAUCAGCCGAGACGUUCAAAGACAUUUACUUGGUCAUGGAAUACAUGCCGACUGACCUGCACCGCAUCAUCGCCGCCCAGGCCCUGGAACCGCCGGCCUACCAGUUGAUCACCUAUCAGAUUCUCCGCGGACUGAACUUCAUUCAUUCGGCUGGAGUACUGCAUCGGGACUUGAAGCCCAGCAACAUUGCUCUCAACGAAGGACUGGUUGUCAAGAUUCUUGACUUUGGCCUGGCGCGUAUCAAGAGCUCCAGUGACAACGCAUGCAUGACCGGCUACGUGGCUACACGCUGGUAUCGGGCACCAGAAGUCAUGCUCCAGUGGGAGCACUACGGAAACACCGGAAAAAUGGAUCUAUGGUCGGUUGGUUGCAUCUUGGCGGAGAUGAUGACACGGGAGGUACUUUUCAAAGGUGGUAGUGAAAUGGACCAGAUUCGCCUGAUGGUGGACAUUCUCGGCAUCCCGGAGAAGUCCAUGAUGGACAAUCUAGAGCUGACGGCCCGGUCGUUUUUCGAGAAUCAAGCGCAUCGUGACAUCCCUCCGUUGGAAACACGCUUCCCUGGUGCUGAUCUAGCAGCGCUGGAUCUUCUGGGCAGCUUGCUGAAGUAUGAUCCCAGCGUGCGGCUAAGUGCAAAGGCUGCUCUGCAGCAUCACUACUUUCAGGAAAUCUUCAAUCAAGAAGACCUGAUGUGUGCACCCGUUAUCAAGAGCUCGCGCAUCGAUGAACUGGACUUGUCCUGUCAGCAGUGGAAAGGUCAGCUAUACAAAGAAUUGCUGGAGGCACAAGCCGUUCUUUGCAGUGACCGGUAGCGUUGCUGGUUCUCUCCUUGCGUCUGUCUUGACGCACUUGAACGUUAUAUUCUGCGAGUUCCUCGUGCCUCUAUCCUCUCUGCCGAAGAUCACAAUACCCUCCCUCAGAUACUUUGAAAUCGUGCAUUACUGGCUCUUAACUACCACCACUCAGAGUCCACUCCCCCCACCCCUUUUACUGAUUGGAUUUAUUUAUUUUGUACACUUGGCGCAUUCCAACAAAACUUGAUGGACAAUUCAGUCGGAGCCGUGCCAGUUUCUCUGCUUUUCAGAUUCCUGGUAGGUGCCGGCCUCUCUGGCCGCAGUGUUCCUCA
Messenger RNA from Sycon ciliatum, 2008 nucleotides. RefSeq names its product mitogen-activated protein kinase 14-like. The record is from RefSeq and is a predicted model, not a curated record. NCBI's taxonomy places the organism in Eukaryota, Metazoa, Porifera, Calcarea, Leucosolenida, Sycettidae. Gene Ontology annotation, biological process: protein phosphorylation; intracellular signal transduction. Bases 342 to 1694 code for a protein of 450 amino acids. The transcript is spliced from 13 exons. Gene Ontology annotation, molecular function: MAP kinase activity; ATP binding. Gene Ontology annotation, cellular component: cytoplasm; nucleus.